This is a messenger RNA of Lepisosteus oculatus (spotted gar), 1776 nucleotides long. RefSeq names its product regulator of cell cycle (gene rgcc). NCBI's taxonomy places the organism in Eukaryota, Metazoa, Chordata, Actinopteri, Semionotiformes, Lepisosteidae. Gene Ontology annotation, biological process: regulation of cell cycle. The record is from RefSeq and is a predicted model, not a curated record.
CUGAAGGCAGUGUACGGCGGCAGUCCCGACCUCCACCUCCUGAGAGCCCAGUCACCGCCCCCCACCGGGACUGGAGAGCAUUUAAAGGAGUGUGGCGCACAUCAGUUGUGGGAUUUAGCAGGUCUACAGCAGUGGGCAUCAGAAGAACUGAUCAGAAGUAGUUAUCCAGGAUAACUCAUUUCCUGCAUUGGAUAUAUCCAAAGGAUAACACAUUCGGAUAAUGAAAUCUCCCAAAAUGAAAUCGCAGAGCAAAUCGCAUUUUCUUGAAGAUGAUGAUGAUCUUAAUGCAGUUCUCUGUGAAUUUGACGCUGUUAUUGAAGAUUUUUCGUCUCCUAUGGGCAAGAGGCACUUUAGAUACGAUGAGCAUUUAAAAACCAUGAAGAGGAGGAGUAGCGCCAGCGUCAGCGAUAGUGGCAUCAGUGAUUCAGAAAGUGCCGAUUCCCUGCACAGAAACAGCUUCAGCUUCAGCGAUGAAAAGCUCAACUCGCCAACAGUGUUUUCACCCUCCUCACCCACUCCAACAGUGACGACACGCAGAGCAAAACUUGGUGACACAAAGGAAUUAGAAGAUUUUAUUGCGGAUCUGGACAGGACUUUAGCAAAUAUGUGACGGGGAGGAAAGGCUGUUGGCACAGGCUGUCGAACUAAACAGAGAAUCACAGGCAUGAAGAAGAAUGAGCUGUGAGCGCCAGACAGACGCUUUGGCUUCGGAAACACAGACCUUGCUCUGCAUCCUGUACACUCUUAGAGCUGUUCUGCAUUUGUAAAAACCCGUUAGUGUUCCUUUGAAUGAGAUGGACUAUAAAAGAAAACAUUACAGGCAACACAACUGGCAGCUUGAUGUGUGCUUCUGUGCUGCAUUUUCAUACAAAACUUGAGCUGGAAUAUAAUUUAAUUAGCUUUUUAUAGAAAUGUAUUUGUAAUGUUAUAGAGCCGGUUGUUGUAAAUUUAUUAAUACUGUGCUGUGAAAUAUAUUUUUGUAUCCUAAAUAAAUAUUGACUCAGAUUCUAUUGCUUUGAUAUAUGAAGCUUUAUUUUCUUUUUUAAUUUAAUUUAAUUUUUUUUUUGCUGUGAUGGAGCUUUUAAGUCUUGUGAACUGAGGAUCUUAAUUCACAAGUAGAAUUGAGAAACAAAUGUUGUGAAAAUAUCAGUAAUUUAUAGUUGUUAGAUAACAGUUCAUUUUAAACAAAACUGAAAUUUUGUGAAAUCAUGCCAGUGUUUACUUAAGAUGCUUUUAAAUUCAUGACACCUUUAAAAUAAGAAAGGAAAUAACCUUUGUGGAUCGACAUGCACUGAUGCUGUAUAGUAAAAGAAACUUGUUUUAAUUUGCGUACAUUCACUGUAUAUGCCCUUAUAUACAUGUACACAUUACAUACCUAUAAGUACUAGAAAGACCCUAACUUUUUUUUAGAAACAGCCAUUACAGCUCUAAAAGAUCAAUAGAAAAUGUACAUGGUCAGACACAAAAAAACAAAUUCCUACUGCAUUAUGUAGUUGGAAGAUAGUCUAAAGCCUAGUAGUCAGCCAGCUGAAGGAAAGCCAAUUUAUUCAAAUUUAGGAUGGAUGAAAUUGAGAAAAGCAAACAUUUAAUCUUGUGACCUUCCAUGCCACAGAAAAUCCCAUGGUGACACGGGUGGGUUAAUCUUUCUCAUGCAAACUAUUUUAUGGAAAGUGUCAUUGAUACUUCUACUGUGAACUGGCUCUUAAAGGCUUGUAAUAUGAGUAACUUAAUAGUUCUUGUUUGUCGAUUAAUAAAAUGUCAUUUGAAAAAAACUUA